UUUUUUUUGUAUUCUUUUUUUAUAAUAUAUACAUAUAUAUAUAUAUACAUACAUACAAAGCGUAUACAAACUCAUAUAGCAUGCCUCUUAUAUCAAUUGGUCAUUAUUUACUUAAAAGACUUAAAGAACUUAACAUAGAUACCAUUUUUGGUGUCCCAGGCGAUUAUAAUAUGCCUCUUUUGGAUUUAAUUGAGGACGAUAAAGAACUAACAUGGGGAAAUAAUGUAAAUGAAUUAAAUGCAGCCUAUGCUGCAGAUGGUUACGCUCGUAUAAGAGGUAUGGGUGCAGUUGUCACGACUUUUGGUGUAGGUGAAUUAUCUGCUAUAAAUGGCAUUGCCGGCUCCUAUUCUGAAAUGUUACCUGUUAUUCAUAUUGUUGGAACACCUAUCACAUCUUCUCAAGUUAAUCAUGCUAUCUUACAUCAUACAUUAGGUAAUGGUGAUUUCCAAGUCUUUACCAAAAUCGCCUCCCACCUUACUGUCGCCUCUACGCAUCUUACUCAGGAGAGAGCGAUUGAAGAAAUUAACCGCGUUAUUCAAACCUCCUAUCUUCAUAAACGGCCUGGCUAUAUCGCUUUCCCUUUAGACUUGAUGACCAAGCAAGUAGAGAUAUCUGACACAGCACUUGAUACACCACUUGAUUUGAAGCUACCACCUAAUCCAGAAGAUGUUCAAGAGAUCGUCCUGAAGAAAAUCCUCAAACUGAUUGAGCAUGCUAAACGACCUAUUAUUAUUGUAGAUGGAUGUGUGCUUCGACAACGUCUUCAGUCACAGGUGAACGAUUUUGUCAGACGAUCCGGUUUUCCAACUUUCACAGCACCCAUGGGUAAAGGUGCUAUUGAUGAAGGUCGUGUCUAUAACUUUCGUGGCUGUUAUAGUGGUAACGUCUCUCUAAAGGCCGUGAUAAAGGAAGUAGAGGCAUCCGACUUACUUAUUGAGCUUGGAUCUAUCAAAUCUGAUUUCAAUACAGGUAAUUUUUCCUAUAGUGGGCUUGAAAGGAAACGUACUAUUUCAUUACAUAGCUUUGGCACAAUCAUACAUUAUGCAGAGUAUCCAGGUGUAGGUAUGGCUGAGCUCUUACCUCAUCUGACGGCCAAUUUGCCCAAGAUCCCUAUGCAACUGGAUUUAAAGGAACGUGCAAGACCACCGCCCAUUACUGCGGAGGAUAACAAAAAGGAGAUUACCCACCAUUAUCUAUGGAAUAAGGUGCCCGAGUAUAUACCCGCCAAUAGCAUCAUCGUGACCGAUACAGGGACAGCUGAGUUUGGCGUCUUCAACAUGGAGAGUCCACAAGACACGAUAUUUAUCAGUCAGAUCUUGUGGGGUUCGAUUGGUUUCUCUGUAGGAGCUGCUUUGGGUGCUGCUAUGGCGGAUCGACAACGUCGUCUCUUUUUGUUUGUUGGUGAUGGUUCCUUUCAACUGACUUGUCAAGAGAUCGCCGUCUUUAUGAGACAUGGUCUAACUCCAACCAUCUUGUUGUUAAACAAUGAUGGAUAUUUAAUUGAAAAGAUGAUUCAUGGACGACAUCGUGAUUAUAAUAAUUAUCCAAUGUGGAGUUAUGACAAAACGUUGGAUUACUUUGGUGGAGGUCGAGCUGAACAUAAUGAAAAGUCUGGAAAGGGUUUCCCAUCCAAAAUUGGAUUACAAGUACAAGUGAAGGAUCAAAAAGAGUUUGAACAAGUUAUGACUAAAGUAAAUGAGGAUCCUGAUAAAAUUCAUUUUAUUGAGGUUGUCAUGCCUCAGUUUGAUGCUCCUCGUGAGCUUGCUUUGUUAGUUGAAAAUUCUGAAAAUCGUUAAAAAGAG
Molecule: messenger RNA, 1802 nt
Organism: Cokeromyces recurvatus
Lineage: Eukaryota; Fungi; Mucoromycota; Mucoromycetes; Mucorales; Mucoraceae
Product: pyruvate decarboxylase PdcB
Exons: 2
Coding region: 81-1796 (571 amino acids)
Molecular function (GO): carboxy-lyase activity; thiamine pyrophosphate binding; magnesium ion binding
Source: RefSeq, a predicted model, not a curated record